Messenger RNA from Tigriopus californicus, 3750 nucleotides. RefSeq lists its product as uncharacterized. Lineage: Eukaryota; Metazoa; Arthropoda; Copepoda; Harpacticoida; Harpacticidae. The transcript is spliced from 2 exons. The record is from RefSeq and is a predicted model, not a curated record. The coding region runs from base 214 to 3468 and encodes 1084 amino acids.
CGGGGUCAAAAUUGUACUUCUUGCAGUCGUUUCUCAACUCGGCCAACAUCAAGACAGUCAGCCGCUGAGCCGCACUUUCGUGCCGCAAUCCGGAAAACGGAAGACGGACUACGGAAUCCAUCGUCAUCAAACCAACUUCACAUCGGACUUGCUUAUACAACCAACUUUGGGAAUCAUGUCACCCGUGCACUAAAUUCGCUUAUUGACGUGACCAUGAUGGAUAUGGCUGGGGAUCCGGGAGCAGUGGAUCUGUUGGCGGAUGUGGGCGGGGGGCUGGCCGAGGAGCUGGAUGACGACGAGGAUGGGUUGCCUCCGGCCGUCCCGCCUCUGCCUCGUCGAUUCGCCGAACCGCCGCCCCCUCGCACUCCGGCUACGCUGGAAGAAUGCGCGAUGACGGCCUACUUGCGCUUGCUGGAGAACGAGUGCGCGGCUUUUGUGCUGGUCAGCUCAUUGGCGGCCCACAGUCUGUACCUGCGCUCGGCGCCGCAAGUCAUGCUGGACGACUUAAAGACGCAAUUGCGCCGGCGCAUGAGCGGUAUUGCCUCCUCAAGUCUGCGCCAAGCUAUGCUCAAGAGGGUGCUGAGCGCAGAGUUCCCCACGCAACAGAACUGGGCGCGAAAAAAAUCCGUGUCGUAUAAGUAUCUGUCAGUGCGAACCAACUUGGAGUGUCCGCACGAUUGCUGUUCCGGGGCCUACAUUCGCGACACCAUGGCGGGCGUGCUCAUGAGCUCAGAGUUGCGCUCGCUGAGCUUCGCCUUACCACCUGCCGGUCAGCCUCGUUUAGAGAUCCCGUCCAUUCUCACGCACUACGCCCAAUCCGUGGUGGAGAACCGAGUGGCCUUGGUGGAACGUAUCUUCCUACCCGAGAAUUACCUGGAAGAGGAGCCGAGCCGGCCGAGUCCGUGCGGGUCAGCGACCCAAUCCCAUGCCCGCUUCUUGCAAGCGUUCUCGCGUCAAGUGCCGUGCUACCAACACGAAGCUUACCUGGGCGACCGGGAACCCAAGCACGGACGAACCGGCUUGCUUCAGUCCCUGUGGCUCUUGUUUCGGCACAUUCCGGACCUGGACCUCAAGUUCAACAAGCUCACCGAGAUCGUCCUGCGGAACAACGUUCAGUGCCAGAUCUACAGCCAGGCCAAUUUCCAGUUUGACUUCCUCCAACGCAUCGGUUUGGGUUGCCCACGAUUGCGUGUGUUGGACCUGUUUGGCACGGACACGUGGGCCGAUUGCUUGGUGGCCUUCUUCUUCCGCGACGCGUUCCACAGCCUCCACCGGUUCCUGUACUUCUUCUCGUCGGGCGAGGACGAGGAGGAGAUCUACCAUCCUCACAACAUUCGUCGCUACUGUCAGUUCUGUUUGGAUCAGAAUCAUCCCAAGGGGAUCGAACGGCCCUUCACUACCAAUCCGAUCAUCCCCCUCCUUGAUGUGAUAUACAACCACGUGCUCAAGAAGUACCCCCGGCGUUCCUACUGCAUUCUCCGGAACUGCAUCCCCGUCAGUCAGCUCGUUCACGCCCCCCAAUCCACGGUGUUCGAGAUCCUCCGCGAUGAGAGCUUUCACCAAGUGGGUGGCGGACCUCAACCUUCAUCGCCGCUCGGUCGAGGGACCUUGUCGGCGGAUCACGGCUCGUCCAGCAAAGAGCCCGCCUCGAGUCCGUCUUUUGUCCGGGCCAGAUUGCGUGAUCGAGCCUCGCUGGCCAAGAAGAGCCAAGCCUCGUUGGGCCAGGGCACCUCCGAGUCCGCCUGUGAUAUCCAGCCUAGUACGAGCGUCGAACCUGUGGUGUGCUCCAAGGUGCCGUCCAAUGAGGACCACCAUGCCCCGCCUCUCUCGCUCAGUGGCGAAGAGCUGACGGUGGUUCGUCGACGGUCUCAAAGGUUGCGCCAAAAGCACCGGGAGCCCGACUCCUGUUAUUAUGUAGAUCAGCAAAGAGGGCGGACGACGGCCCACAAAGGAUCGCGUUCUGUGAAAAGGCCCUGUUCGCCUGGGCCCAGUGGCUCGGGUCCGUCUUCCCGAAAGAAGCGAGUCGUGUCCGCGGAGGAAGCCCACCAUCGAGUGCGUGCACCGCCCGCUUCUGGUCCAAACACGGCUGGCCAAAGCCCCUCAAUGGCGAUGGGAGGUGGCGGUACGGCCAAGCCGCCAAGUUUAGAGCGACUUGAGUACGGCCGUUGGUUCGACGAGACAUAUCGGUGUAGCUGCAAGAAGCGUAAGUCCAACAAAACCUGUGCUGUGAAGACCAAUCCGGAUACGGUGAGCCGAGUGGGCGUGUGGCGCAAGUGCUCCAGUCAACCCGGUUGGAAAGUGGACCAGGAGUGGGUCGAGCCCGAGAGUGUCCAAUGUCGAGAGAUCCUCCAAUGGCCGCAUCUGAACCCGUGCGUCGAGACCCUGGAAGUGUUGAACAUCGGGGGCACCAACGUUUUGGGCGAGUUCAUCCCGUUCCUACUCAAACACGCACCCAACAUCCGGAGCUUGGGCCAGUGGCUCAACACCCUCGUGUACGGGAUCGAGAUCAUGCAAGACAUGAACCCGAAUCUGAAGCUACCCAAACUGGAGGAGUUCAGCUACUCCUCUGACCGCAAUUUCUUCUGUCAGCCCUACAUCGGAUUUGUUCCCGAGACCAACGACUUUCGGAAUGUGCGCAAAGAGAUGCUUCGGUUCAGUGGGCGGGUGGCCAACCGGGUGAACCCCUCCUCGCGGAACCACGCCCAAAAGAUCCGCCAGCUCCAGACCGACAUGAAUCUCGUGCAACGCGUGUGUCCCAACAUCCGCAAGCUCAACCUGGUGGUGCACUUCAAAGUGGCCGUUCUCUCGGAUCAGCACCUGUCCACGUGGAAUGGAUUGCGUUUGAUGGACUCCCUGACCGAGUUGGACCUGGUCACCGUCCUGUUUGUCAAUGUGAAGGCCCUCAUCCAGGCCGUGGGCGGGCAACUUCGGGCCCUGGUGAUCGAGAUGGACGAGGAGCAAGGCACGGGGCUGGAGAUCGUCCACAUUGCCCGCCAUUGUCCCGAACUCCGGAGUCUCCGCAUGAUCAUGGGCGACAAGAUCCUCCGGGGUGAAAUGACCCUCCAUUUCGGGUCGGUGUUCUUCCGACACUUGGAAUCCGUGGAAGUGGACGGGUCGGUCCAUCUCCACGCCUUCGCCUUCUUCUGGGGUCAUUGUCGGAGUUUGCGCCACCUGAAAUUGGGCUUGGUCGUGUCCAACGAGAUCGUGGGCAACAACGUGCUCAUUUUCGACGUGUUCACGUUGCUCUUCCGAGUGAAUCCGAUGCAUUGGCUGGAGCAGUUCCACAUCAAGAAUCUUCGCAUUCGUAGUCUACCCAUGGCCUAUUUCCUAUUGGAACACAUGCCUCGACUCAAGGCCGCCUCGUCUUGGAUCAUCGAUUUGCCCUCUUUGGAAGAGUUCACCGAAUUGGUGGGCCGCUUCAAGCGCUAUGAAGAGGCUGGUGUGAAACUGGACUACAAGCGAUGGUGAUCGUCACCACUCGCUUUUCUGUACUCGUCGAUCCUGGAUGAUCGCCUUCCCGCGCGCGAGACUCUUCUAUCUAUCUAUCUAUCUAUCUAUCUAUCUGAACUGCCAUCUUCAUCUCGAAAAUGGCCCCUAUCACUAUUCCUCCUACCCCAUUGGUCAUCAAGCUGCUGCUCCUGCUGCAACUACUACUAUAACUCGACUACCAUUAUAUUAAUAUGCUAUAGAGUAACCCAAGUCCAUUCAGCUGAAAGUCAAAAUGCAUUCGAAUUUGAUUGUUCAUCAUAA